AACACCAAUUAUUUCUGUCACAUGUACGUCAAAACAAAGGUCCAAUCUACCAUUGAUUAUUUUUAGAAUUUUUUCGUAUUCUUUAUCGAUGUAAUAGUUAUUUAGAUUUUCCGUUUUAUUUUCCUUUUCUUUAGCAGUUUAUACUAUGUUGAUUAAAGGUGUCCGCGAAGUGCGGAAGUACAGCGCGUAUAAAUGUGUGAGCGUAGUAUCGCGGCAGUUGUCGUCCCGGCUAGAUGCGCUGGACCACGAAGAGCGGCUAGAAGGCUGCCUGUCGGCGCUGCCCGCGAAAGCUAAGGUGGUGAUAUGUGGUGGCGGAGUGAUGGGGGCAGCCGUGGCGUACCACCUCGCUCGCCGCGGCUGGGGACCGAAUACGAUAGUCAUCGAGAAAGAAAAGGUGGGUGCUGGCAGCCGCUGGCACUCCUCCGGUCUUGUUGGCUCCUUCAAACCCACUCUCGCACAAGUUCGCCUUACACAGUCGUCGAUUAGACUGCUGCAGGAGCUCGAGGCCAAGGGCCGCUCCACCGGCUGGAAGCAGUGCGGCUCGCUCCUGCUGGCGCGCAACAGGGACCGCAUGACCGUCUACCGCAGGAUGAAGAGCCAGUCCGUUUCGUGGGGUAUCCCUUGUGAGCUGGUGACCCCGAAGAAAUGCCAAGAGCUGUGUCCCCUGCUGAACGUGGAAGAUGUACUGGGUGGGCUGUGGAUACCGGGCGACGGCGUGGGAGACCCGCAUCUGUUGAGCAUGUCCCUGAUGAGGGAGUCCGUAGAAAACGGGGUCGGUGUGAUGGAAGACUGCUACGUAACGGCGGUGCUGUCCAAAGACGACCGCGUUUGUGGUGUGGAGACCAACCACGGUGCCAUCGACUGCGACUACUUUGUAAACUGUGCAGGCUUCUGGGCGAGACAGG
Trichoplusia ni (cabbage looper) is the source of this 905-nucleotide messenger RNA. RefSeq names its product pyruvate dehydrogenase phosphatase regulatory subunit, mitochondrial-like. The record is from RefSeq and is a predicted model, not a curated record. Gene Ontology annotation, molecular function: oxidoreductase activity; protein binding. Gene Ontology annotation, cellular component: cytoplasm; mitochondrion; mitochondrial matrix. NCBI's taxonomy places the organism in Eukaryota, Metazoa, Arthropoda, Insecta, Lepidoptera, Noctuidae.